Molecule: messenger RNA, 1020 nt
Organism: Rodentolepis nana
Lineage: Eukaryota; Metazoa; Platyhelminthes; Cestoda; Cyclophyllidea; Hymenolepididae
Source: the annotation of a GenBank genome assembly
AUGAACUGGUACAUCUCAAAUAUCGCCUUUUCAAAUUACACUGGUUCCGAUGGUCCUGGGCGUCAGAAAACUUCUGACGAAAUCGAGUUUGCAUCCUCAUGCUCGGAAUCUCCCAAUCCAGAUACCAAUAAAAAUAGCGCCAACCAAUCGCAACGAACAAAUCCUGUAAAAUGCCGAGCCAGUAAGCCAUCAUCUUCUCGACGUCAGAAAUCAAACAACUUGGCAUGUUCCUGGAACGCUGGUGACCAGACUGAAGAUUCCGUGGCAUCGGCAUUUGAACAGGUUUGUAGACGAGGCAAAAAAGUGGGAGCUAAUCGACUAAUAUCCUGUCUUCGUGGAGCCACUUCAGCUGUCGAUAUUCGACGGAGUGCAAAUCGAACUUCCUCAGGGUGUCUCAAGAAUCGAGGCAAAUCCAUGGAAAAUCUUCCAGAUAACACACCUUUGGACGUUCAACUGCUCUACAAACUCCAAGAUGAAUUGUAUGACUUACAUGAUCGCCUACAAUUUGCUGAAAAUGCAAAUGCAUCUCGGUUGGAUGAAGCAAUUGAACAUAUUGGAGUUCUGGAAAGUGAAUUGAAACGCAGCCGUAGAUUUCGUGGUAGUUCAGGAGAGAUAUUAUGGCAAAAUCAACUAUACGAGGGUCUCGAAGAAAUGCGAAGAUGUCGUGAUAGCAUUUUAGAGCUUCAACGAAAACUUACUCGAGGAAGUGCAGAUGUCCCGCAUGGUAAUUUUGACCUUGAUAUCCCCGGUACAACAUCCGAUAUUAAUGAAAUGAAGAACACCUUAAACGCCCAGGAACGAGAGCUGUCAAAAUUGACAAGAGUUGUCAAUCGAUUGUCACAGAACGGUCACGUGGUUGAUAACUCGACGGCUGAAGUGACGGAGGUGGCACGAAUGGCGCCCUCAAAUAAGCUUCUUUGCAAUGUUGCUGAACAUCAUAAUUUGGAGGACUAUCUUCAGCAUAUUCAAAGUGUUGCUGAUGGCCUACGUCAACAACUUCAAGAUAAGAGGGUAAGCUAG